AGUGUCAAGACAGUUGGGUUUGUGUUUGCUAACGAAAUAACGUGUUUCACGCACUUACGGAAAGGAAAAACGAUUUACAUAACUUAAACGCCGACAGUGAUUCACAAUCGACGAAUAAAAAUAAUUAAAGUGCACGAGAGGAUUACACUAGGUUUUAAUAAAUUUAAAUAAAAAUUUAGGUACUAAUUUGUAGAAUUAUUUUGCAUUAUUUUUAAACACAAACAUUCAAAAUGUGAACUGUUUAUGGAGUGUCUAAAUGUCCAGCAAACUGUUUUGUUGUUGCUGCGAAUGUGCGCUGAAUAUGUUACUCGGCAUAUUUUGUUCCGUCAUAAUAUUAGCUGUCAUAAUCGGACUGAUCGUGUACUUUACAGUAUAUUACCACAAGGAUAGUUCCGAUGGUCAACAAGAAAAAUUGGUGCAGCAGCUUAUAACAGCUGCGCCUUUAACAUUUAAGGACUACUUCCAACAACAACACUAAAACUGAAUUAAAUUCGGUUUGAGACCAAUUUUUGGCUUCUGGAAUAACUUUAGUAUCAACCAGUGUUAUUGUUGUUAAAACUGUAUAUUUUUUAAGUUUAAUAAAUUAAAUAAAUAAUUUUAAACAUUUAUACAAGAGAA
Molecule: messenger RNA, 618 nt
Organism: Bactrocera oleae (olive fruit fly)
Lineage: Eukaryota; Metazoa; Arthropoda; Insecta; Diptera; Tephritidae
Source: RefSeq, a predicted model, not a curated record